AGUGCGUGGGUAAUUCAUGCUGCUCAAAGCAGGCUCAAACAGCUCUUGUCGGACAGGAACGCAAAGUCUAGAUCAGUAGAAAUGUCAGAAGUUCAAGGUACCUCUGCAUCGGAAUCACCGAUCAAGUUUGACGCAAACAGUGACAAUGGGUUGAUAAUAACAGACAAAUACUUGCCUGAAGAAUUACUGAGUGAGAUCUUAUUCUAUGUCGAUCCGAAGACUAUGUUGAACUGCCACCUGGUCUGCAAGCGUUGGUACUCAAUACUGCGUACCUAUGUCUGGCGAAAGAAGGCCGAAGCUAUUAUGGGAAAGCGAUUGCACUUUGAUGGAGAAUUUUCUUGGUUUUUGUACUACGUAAUAUGCAAUAAAAAUCCUAUAGGAAAAAAUUUACUCAAAAAUCACUCUGGUAAAGAUGGACGGAAAAAAUUUUGGAGGAUACUGCGUGAUGGUGGCCAACAGUGGAAUGUCGAAUGUCCUCCAACUGGUGUCCCAGAGCUACCAAGCUCAGAGCCAUUCUUUAAGAAUGAACAAUAUUGUUUUGUUACUUCCUUCCGCGACUGCACCAAAGAACAAACUGUUAAUUUAGUUUCCAAUGGAUUACCACCGAAAUUUUUAGAUCAAUUUCAGCCACCUAUCAUGAUAAGCGAGUGGUACAGUUGCAGAUGGGAUUGUCCAGCAGCUUACAAAUGUUCCGCUCACUUGAAAAAUGAAUCUGGUAAAGUCCUGGAUGAAUUUCAUUUUGAAAAUAUUCUUGUAGGUGAAUUGCAGAAUACUUGGUUUCAAGUCCAACACGAAUUCACCAACUAUGGACCUGGAUUGAGAAAAGUGACCUUUUUGCAUGAAGGUGUCGACCGAAAAUUUUGGGCUGGACAUUAUGGUAGCAAAAUGGCUGGAGCAUGCGUCAAAGUAAAUCUGCCGAAGCAGAAGCCUACGGAGUAUGAAGAGGCCGCCGAUAUUCUCUUAGAGUCAUAGUAAUAGAAUUGGUCACACUUAAGCAUUUUACAGGCUGUGUUAACAUGAUAAGGAAUUACGUCU
Diprion similis is the source of this 1035-nucleotide messenger RNA. Its product is annotated as F-box only protein 6-like. The record is from RefSeq and is a predicted model, not a curated record. NCBI's taxonomy places the organism in Eukaryota, Metazoa, Arthropoda, Insecta, Hymenoptera, Diprionidae. Gene Ontology annotation, cellular component: SCF ubiquitin ligase complex; cytoplasm. Gene Ontology annotation, molecular function: protein binding; ubiquitin protein ligase activity. Bases 82 to 972 code for a protein of 296 amino acids. Gene Ontology annotation, biological process: glycoprotein catabolic process; SCF-dependent proteasomal ubiquitin-dependent protein catabolic process. The transcript is spliced from 4 exons.